Molecule: messenger RNA, 762 nt
Organism: Pyricularia grisea
Lineage: Eukaryota; Fungi; Ascomycota; Sordariomycetes; Magnaporthales; Pyriculariaceae
Exons: 1
Coding region: 1-762 (253 amino acids)
Source: RefSeq, a predicted model, not a curated record
AUGCCGUAUCUCAAAGCAGUUUUACUGGGUCUCGUGGCUGCAAGCACCACGCUGGCCGGCCCAAUCGUACGUCCCGGGUCUGUGGAUGUACCACGAGCGGUCAUGCCCCGCGACAGCAGCACGGCCGAUCCGAUCUCUGUGUCGCUGCCGGUGCCGGUGAUGGACGGGCAAAAUGACCAAGCAGCCACUGCCAAGUCUGAGCUUGCGGGUGACGACUCUGGAGGAUUAGAAGCCCGCCAGGUCCGCGCCGCACAACCAAAAAAGGGUGGAACACGAGUAGUCACUGGGGGCAGACCACGCGGCGGCGGGACAACAGUAAUAGCAACAGUACCCAACGGGCGGAACACACGGGGCGGUGCUAGAGUGAAUCCGGGUAUCCUCAACGCGGUAUCUGCCCCUGCGUUGCCUGUGACAUCCGGCACAAAGAUAUCGGGGGUCAUUCUGGAUAAUAGAACUGAGGAUGACCAGACGGAUUCUAAACAAGGAACAAACUUUGAAGUACGAGUUGCAGUCCCCGGGGGGAAAACAAACGGUGGUGGGGGGAGAACGACAAAACCAAAGUCGACGACGGCGACAACGACAACAUUGACCGUAAAGCCAGAGAAGAUAUCCCCGGAUGUCAUUGCGCAGAUAUCUCGACCUGCGCCAUUGGCUAUCACCUCUGGUAGAAAAAUAUCAGACACCACAAUUGGGACUGUCGUGUCUGGCAAUCCUAAUACAAAGACACCGGGCUCUGUAUUUGCUGUUUCCUUGCCUAAAUAG